Molecule: messenger RNA, 1655 nt
Organism: Cucurbitaria berberidis CBS 394.84
Lineage: Eukaryota; Fungi; Ascomycota; Dothideomycetes; Pleosporales; Cucurbitariaceae
Exons: 4
Coding region: 18-1655 (545 amino acids)
Cellular component (GO): mitochondrion
Source: RefSeq, a predicted model, not a curated record
AAUGAAAGUAUACGGCAAUGUCAUUGGCACGAUCUUUCGGGGCAAUCCACAGGAGAAUUUUCAACAGCGUCAAACCCUCUGCUCUAGCACAGCCUUCGCGAGCUCUCUCCAUUACCAGUCGAGGCAUAGCUAUCAGCCGCGAAGAACUAUUCAACUACACGAACGGUCGCUUUCUCGCCAAUGAGGCGGAAGCCUGCAAUCGCAGAUAUGUGCGAUUUGACAUUGAUCAGUUGUGCGCCGUAGCUGCGACAGCCGGCGGAAGUUCUUCGCCCAUUAGAGCAAUUGAUAAGAUGGAGGGGGGCUUUAGCAAGGCACUUAUUAUGCGGAAAGAAGAUGGGAGUGAAGUCGUUGCUAAAAUACCUUUCUCCAUUGCUGGGCCACCCAAGUAUACCACCGCCUCCGAAGUGGCUGUUCUCAAAUUCAUAAGCAAAAAUACUCGAGUCCCUGUUCCUAAAGUCCUAGCCUGGAGCUCUAACGCGUCGAACCCCGUUGGUGUCGAGUACAUAAUCAUGGAGAAGGCUACUGGCCAACAGUUGUUUACAACUUGGAGCGCCAUGACUAUCGAAGACCAAUUCAACCUCGUAGAGCAAUUAACGCAAUUCGAGGCCGAGUUGGCGUCAAUUCAAUUCCCUGCUAACGGGAGUCUGUACCUUUGCGAAUCGAUGACAGACGGCGAGCACUGGGUUGCUUUGGACCGGAAUGUGGACCCCUCUGGUCAAUUCUGCAUCGGGCCGUCCUGCGAGCGAGCGUGGUCAGGCCAGGGAAAGAUAAUGACACCACCUUCUCACGUCAAUAAUGGACCAUGGCCGAACAUCUCAUCUUUUGGUCUAGCGCUCGUGGAACGCGAAAUCGCCCGCAUUGAGCAACAGACUCUAGGCUCUGGCUUUGGACCACCCGGCGGGUCCGUCGAUGAGCAGUUUGCCGUCCUGAACAUGGCAAAGGAGGUCAUGUCUAGGUUAGACAUGGUAACGCUCAUCAACAGGGUCUCGCGGCCCGUCUUGUGGCACACCGACCUCCAUAUGGGUAACAUCUAUAGCAAGCCUGAGGACUUCAAGAUCUGCUCGAUCAUUGACUGGCAGUCAAUUGUAGUCUCGCCACUAUAUCUACAGGCCCGCUUCCCGGAGUUCCUGUCGGUUGACAAUGACUACCAAGGUAUGGACGCCGAUGACAAGAAGCUAGCUGAGCUCAAGUUCGGAGACACUAAAAUGUCAAAAUUCUAUGAACUCAGCACUGCUAAUCAGCACCUACGGGCACACCAUGCCUUUCUUAUGCCCCAGUUCACGCGGGAACUGUUUACAAGAUGUGGAGAGGUAUGCGACGAGGGUGUGAUACCGCUCUGUUCCUGCCUAAUUGAGUGUGCCAACGCGUGGAGCGAACUGGGAUUCCCAGGUGAAUGCCCUUUUAGCUUUACCGAGGAGGAUAUCCAGAAGCAUGAGCAGCAACUUCAAGAUUACCGCGACUUUAACCGAGUUCAAGAAAUAGCUAGAAAGCUUCUCAGCACCGACUCUGAGGGCUGGAUAUCUCCGCAGCUUGAUUUUGCGGAACGGCAACGAAUGAACACAGAAUUGUUACAAGAAAUCAUGCGUAGGAGCAACGAAUAUAAUAAGACAAGUGAAGAGAUUCAGAGUAUUUGGCCUUUUUGUGAGAAAGCAUAA